This is a messenger RNA of Ruditapes philippinarum (Manila clam), 981 nucleotides long. RefSeq lists its product as uncharacterized. Gene Ontology annotation, cellular component: cytoplasmic vesicle membrane. Bases 74 to 790 code for a protein of 238 amino acids. The record is from RefSeq and is a predicted model, not a curated record. NCBI's taxonomy places the organism in Eukaryota, Metazoa, Mollusca, Bivalvia, Venerida, Veneridae. The transcript has 6 exons.
GUGCAAAUUGACGUAACUUCCUGUGUUUAUGAAAAAAGGAUAAUUUUUGACAGCUGAUAAACACAAUUUUGAAAUGCCGAACUCGUACCAACAGCUUGUCUGUUUGGCAGUUUUUAUGAUAUGUUUCAUUGCAGAUGCAUUAGCAGAAAUCUGUGAUGAUGGCACAAGAUGUAGCGGAGGAAAACACUGCUGCAGUAUAGGUUGUUGCUAUGGUGACGAUGAUGAUAAUGAUGACAGGAGAUACACUUACGGCUAUCGUUUGUCAAUCUGGAAUAUGUGGUAUUUCUGGUUUGUCAUCUUGUUCCUCAUGAUGUCCUGUUUUGGGGGAUGUGGGUAUUACAAGCACAGACAACGUCUUGUUACAGGACAACCUGUUAGAGGACACAGGAACUUCUUAUCUAUCCUGACAGAGCCUUACAGUGGAGGUUCAGGCAGGGUAUUGACUGUAGAGAAUGGACACUAUCCAGAGGGUCGUGGAUAUGUAUUCAGUAGGGGUCCGGAUCCCAACCUAGCAGCAUCGAUGGCCCCUCCACCAUAUACCGAGGUGAUGAAUAACCCAGGUUUAUUUCCAGCUAACACAAAGUCAGGUGUUCCCAUAGAUGGAGGUGAUCAAACAAAUAUAGGUAACAUUCAUCACAGUACCGGACCAACCAAUCAAAUGCCUCAGCCACCACCCUAUACAGAGGUAGCCAAUCAAAACGAGUCAGAGUCAUAUUUAGCCAAUCAGAAUGGUCAGAACCAAAGUCAAGCAACCAAUCACAUUCAAGAGAGUAAUGCAGCUCACCAAUGAGAUGUCUUGUUGUUACAUUUACAUUUUCUAAAUAUUCUCUAUGCAUUUAGUGAAAGUCAUAAAUAAUAAUGCUAUUUGCAUAAUUUUUAACCAUUUUCCAUAAAUAGUUGGCUUUAAACUGUAUAGAGGACACCCUUUGAAAAAGCUUUUCUAAUUUGUAUGUCAUUCUAUGAUCCUUUUUAUGCUGUUUC